AGGGGUAGGAGGUGGAGCUCCGCCGCUGGGACAAACUGAAGGCAAACCUGUGGGAGGCAAUGUUUGAGUAACUCAAGGACACUAGAUAGUGAGGAUGUCGGCCCUCAACUGGAAACCCUUUGUGUAUGGAGGGCUGGCCUCUAUCACAGCUGAAUGCGGUACUUUUCCAAUUGAUUUAACAAAAACAAGGCUCCAGAUUCAAGGCCAGACAAAUGAUGCCAACUUCCGAGAAAUCAGGUACCGCGGGAUGUUGCACGCACUGAUGAGGAUAGGUCGAGAAGAAGGGCUGAGGGCGCUGUAUUCAGGGAUUGCACCUGCAAUGCUUCGACAGGCUUCCUAUGGAACCAUCAAGAUUGGCACUUACCAGAGCUUGAAGCGAUUAGCUGUGGAACGCCCAGAAGAUGAAACCCUGCUAAUCAAUGUUGUGUGUGGGAUUCUGUCUGGAGUCAUAUCCUCAGCUAUUGCUAAUCCAACCGAUGUUUUGAAAAUCCGAAUGCAAGCACAGAACAGCGCUGUUCAAGGAGGAAUGAUUGGCAACUUCAUCAACAUCUACCAGCAGGAAGGGACUAGAGGACUGUGGAAGGGCGUAUCCCUCACAGCUCAGAGGGCUGCCAUAGUUGUCGGUGUGGAGCUUCCAGUCUAUGACAUCACCAAGAAGCACCUGAUACUCUCAGGCCUGAUGGGAGACACCGUCUCUACGCAUUUUCUCUCCAGCUUCGCCUGUGGUCUGGUGGGGGCUUUGGCCUCAAACCCUGUCGAUGUUGUGAGAACUCGUAUGAUGAAUCAGAGAGUCCUUCGAGAUGGCGGGUGCUCUGGCUACAAAGGUACCUUGGAUUGUCUACUGCAGACAUGGAAGAAUGAAGGGUUUUUUGCUCUAUAUAAGGGUUUUUGGCCAAAUUGGUUGCGCCUUGGUCCUUGGAAUAUCAUUUUCUUUUUGACAUAUGAGCAGCUGAAGAAACUGGACUUGUGACCAGUCCGCGCUACACGAGAUAGUCUUCUGAAAAGCCAACCUCCGCGAUGGUAGACCCUCCUGUGCUUCUGGCUGCUUCUCUCACUGCACAGCUAGGAUGGGAGCGAUGGGUGAAGACUGAGUCCCAGUUCUUCAGAUUGUCAUUCGCAGGCACUGGGCGCUUUUCACCCAAGUUCAUAGAUUAAAUCAUAACAUGUACUCACUAA
Messenger RNA from Phodopus roborovskii (desert hamster), 1176 nucleotides. RefSeq names its product solute carrier family 25 member 30 (gene Slc25a30). The coding region runs from base 95 to 970 and encodes 291 amino acids. Gene Ontology annotation, biological process: transmembrane transport. NCBI's taxonomy places the organism in Eukaryota, Metazoa, Chordata, Mammalia, Rodentia, Cricetidae. The transcript is spliced from 10 exons. The record is from RefSeq and is a predicted model, not a curated record.